Armigeres subalbatus is the source of this 771-nucleotide messenger RNA. RefSeq names its product large ribosomal subunit protein bL32m-like. Gene Ontology annotation, cellular component: mitochondrial large ribosomal subunit. NCBI's taxonomy places the organism in Eukaryota, Metazoa, Arthropoda, Insecta, Diptera, Culicidae. Gene Ontology annotation, biological process: translation. The coding region runs from base 122 to 739 and encodes 205 amino acids. The record is from RefSeq and is a predicted model, not a curated record. Gene Ontology annotation, molecular function: structural constituent of ribosome. The transcript is spliced from 2 exons.
GGUUUGACAGUCAGUUCAGUCAGAAGUAAACACCAAAAGCGAACUGAAAAACAUGCGACAAGUAAAUAACAGUUCCUGUGGAAUUUUGAAUUAACAAACCAUUCAAAUUACAACCAGAAACAUGAAUACCGGAUUGUGGUUCCGCUUGCGGUAUGCCUUUGAACGUUUAGAACAAAUUCUGCCCAGUUUGCUCGGAUUUCCUGGGAAUCGAUUUCCCCCCACUGGUGCCCUGGCGUUAGUUGGAAUCGAGGGAAGCCGGCCGCCAGUUGAAACAGGGAAAACUUUCAGCAUCAAGGACUUGAUCGGGGAUGGACUGCUGUGGGCCGUUCCGAAGCACCGUCGAACGAUCGAGAAACGACUCAAGCGCAAGUACGGUACUCCGGAAUACAAGUUGAAAAUUUUCACCCCCAAGACACACCUCCGGAUUUGUACAUCGUGCGGAAGUGAUCACGAGGUGGGAGUGCUUUGCCCAACGUGCUACAAAAAGGUCCGCACGGAAACCGAGCUAAUGCAGGAGAAGAUCCAAGCCAAACUGGGACUGGAACCGGUAGACAAGGAGGUAAUUGUUCUGUACGACCGGGAAAGGGAGGAGCAACCGGAAGAAUUCUGGCAGGGCAAACGGAUCGUCGAGAUGGAGAAGAGCCGGCCGGUGUGGUUUAGUAAGAAUCUGUUGCAGAGAACCACCCAACAAUCGGCCGAUACGGUCGAAGUCAAGCCGGAAACGGAGAAGCUGGGUUAGUCAAGGUGAAGAAUAAAUUGUUCUAAACUGAA